This is a messenger RNA of Dicentrarchus labrax (European seabass), 3022 nucleotides long. RefSeq names its product low affinity immunoglobulin gamma Fc region receptor II-a-like. The record is from RefSeq and is a predicted model, not a curated record. The coding region runs from base 7 to 984 and encodes 325 amino acids. Gene Ontology annotation, biological process: cell surface receptor signaling pathway. NCBI's taxonomy places the organism in Eukaryota, Metazoa, Chordata, Actinopteri, Moronidae. The transcript is spliced from 9 exons. Gene Ontology annotation, molecular function: transmembrane signaling receptor activity.
GACAACAUGGAGGCUAGAUCUCUCUGCACCAGACUGUGGUUACUGUUGCUUGCUGUACAUGUUCAGAACUGUUGCUAUGCUCAGAGAGAUGAUGCAGCGUUUCCUCACAUUAAUCCAAACAGGCUGCAGUUCUUUGAAUAUGACUCCAUCUUUGUAAAUUGUAAAAAGUUGGAUUCCUCAUCUGAAUGGAGAGUAAUGAGGAAGCUGAAGGAAGAUUCCACAAACACUACCCGGUGGGGAAAAUCAACAGGAGCCAUUAGCAUUAACCUUGCCUUCACAUCAGACAGUGGAGAAUACUGGUGUGAAAAUGAAAAAGGGGAAAGAAGCAACAGCGUCAACAUCACCGUCACUGCUGGCGAUGUGAUCCUGGAGAGUCCGGCUGUUCCUGUGAUGGAGGGAGACACUGUGAGUCUCUACUGCAGAAACAAGAGGACUGCCUCCAACAUCCCAGCUGAUUUCUAUAAAGAUGGCCUCCUCAGUGCGACUGGAUAUAAAGGAAACUUCACCAUCGAUGGUGUUUCUGAAUCUCACGAAGGCCUCUACAGGUGCAGCAUCUCUGGAGCCGGGGACUCAGCGGAGAGCUGGCUGGCUGUCAGAGCACAUAUUACUCUAUCACCUGAAGAGAGUCAAGAGAGUCCAGAGACAUCUUCAAGCAACGGCUCCCCUCAUCUCUUCAUCAUUUUAUCAGUCGGUUUCACCAUUUUGUGUUUGGCCCUAUUGCUGUUGGUGGUGGGAUUAAUUCACUGUCGUAGAAAAGAAGUGGGCUGCUUUUCUUCGGAGGCAACAACACCAGGAACAGAUUCAGUCCCUGGGGAGGGAAGUGUUGCUGAUCCGAACAUGGUGACAUAUGCUGUUGUUACAAAACAUCGAAAGAAAAUAGAUCCAGGAUCAUCCAGCUGCUCAGCAAGACAAACAUCUUCAGCAGGAGUCAGACCUAAUUUAAGAGACAAUGUUGCCAUCUAUUCUACAGUCCAAUGUUACUGACAGGAGAAACAUCUGCCUAGGGUGGAGCAUACAGAUGCACUCUGUUUACACAUGUAAUAGAGGAAGUAAGACCAAAUAUAUUACAGUAAACUCUUAUUGAUGUUCAACAACCAUUCACAGAAAAAUCAGUCAAAGAGGAGUAAACAUAAAGACCACAUUUCUUAGCACCUUCACAGUUUAGUGCGCUAUGGACCUUUUUGUGUCUAAUAAAGUCAAUUUAAUUUUUAUAUAAUAAGUUAGUUGUUGUUGUUAGGGUCAGUCGAUAAAAAGAUGAAAUAUAGAAGCCCAGUUAGAUGAUUUUAUUUUUUAUUAUAAACCUUCAUCUGAUGGCUUUUGCUAACGUGCAGCACCAGGAUCUAUUUUUAAGAGCGAGUGGUUCAUCAGCAGUUAAACCACAUUGUUGCAUAUGUCUGUUCACAUGUCUGAAGCAACAUGAAAAUAGAGCUGCUGUGGCUUUAAAAUACACUCGCUGUGGUCAGCUAACAGCACUCUGCUGUUCGAGCAGUUGGACCUGAAGCAGACACAGCUAUAGAUGUACACGCGUAACGUUCAUAUAUCAAAGUUGUGGCAGUUACCAGUUUCUAAUUUUUAAACAGUGUUCACGUCAGAGUCAUAAAUACAACUAGUAAAGUGUGAUUCUCAAAGUCGGCCGAAGUGUGUUGUUAAAUGCCAUCAGACUCAAGCUAAAGUUUAUUUGGCUGCACAGUAAGAUAAAUACUGUCCCUUACAUCUCCACUAUCUAUCACACAGGAUGUGAACAUGGUAUUAAACAAUCCUCAUCAGUGGGUAGUCUGUAAAUAUCAAAUCAUGUGGACUAAAUAAAAAGCUCCUCUAGAAAAGCAUCAGGGUGUAACUGAUAAAAUGAUAAUAUGGAUAUAUUGACCAUCAACUUGGUACACUGGUUUAUGUCUUUGUGAAACUGGUGAUCACUUUGGUUGUAAAUGGAUAAUAGUCACAAUUCAAAGCUGGUUCUGUAGUGCAAUGGAGACUCCUUUCCUUCCUGUGAUGUAGGGUGAUGUUGUGACUUCUAACAUCUCAGUUUACUUCUAUAAAAAUGGCAGUAAACUCAUCUAUCCAGUGUUUGAUGAAGGACUUCUUUAAAUAUAUGAUAUCAUUUUAUAAAUCUGUUUUGCACAGUAAAUCACUUAUUAUUAUUAAGGUUUUUUAUCUUUUGGCUUGUGUGUAUGACAAUAUUGUAUUUCCUAUUUGUCUUAUUGAACUAAUUCAACUUUUCUUAUUUUUGUGAUGCCUAUUAGUAGAUUCUUUCAUUUGCUUUGACAACUGUUCAUGAUGAGAUGAAGUUUCUCAAGAGGUGAAAACAGGUCAAGAUAUCUGUAGUGUUUUUAAACCAUGUAUCUAUCUAUGCCCUGUCUCAUCAAACAUCAUACUUUAUUUAAUUGUGUUUAACCCUGGCUAACCCUGUGCAGAAUAACCACACUGUCUCCACAGCUCUGUGAUAAGACACUGUGGGUUUGUUUUAGCAGAGGUAGUUCCCACACAGAGAACUAUGGUCAUGUGGUUUAAUGCAAACAACUGCUGGUUCUUUCCACUGCUGCAGAAUAAAGGAGGAGCACCAAAGAGACAGACAUGUGUUAGCAUUCAUUUUGAAGUUUAUUCUGUCCUGUUUCUGGACAUUUCUUCCAUGUUUCACAAAGAAAGUCGACCUCCCACCCAAGAAAAGGACAUAAAACAGAGUGACGCCUGCGAGCUGCAGGGCUAUACACACGUCAUGCCUCACUCUCUCUCACUCUAAUCACAAACACACACUUCCCAUUUGACGGCCUAUUAACGCUGCUAAAUUUCCCAGCUCUCCCUCUGCUCCAUCAAUGCUGCUGCUGCCCUGCAUCAGUGUUGUCUGUUCUUUAAACCCCACCACUAUUCCCAGCAUCCACCUGCAGGUUUCGAGUGGGGGGUUUAAGGUAUUUGCUCAUCACUCCCCAAUAUCUCGAUGGACACAUGUCUGCAGGCAGUGAGUCUUACUAUGUUGACCUACCGCAAUAAACAUUUCAAACAAGAGUUGUCUGACUGAAAUACAUUU